Molecule: messenger RNA, 1581 nt
Organism: Talaromyces proteolyticus
Lineage: Eukaryota; Fungi; Ascomycota; Eurotiomycetes; Eurotiales; Trichocomaceae
Exons: 1
Coding region: 230-1156 (308 amino acids)
Source: RefSeq, a predicted model, not a curated record
CUCUUUGGGUACCCAAACUCGACACAUUGAGCUUUUCAAUUUUGAACGUCCAACAGAGACUGGGGCCUGCAAUUUAAAUAACUCUCCCCGUCUGCUUUUGUAGCAAUUCAAACUCUCAAAUGCUGCUACAACCGGGCUCACUUACCCAUUCCAAAUCGGCACGCUCGUCGCACUUAUUGACUUGGGGCCAAUCGAUCCUUUAUCAAUACCGUCACAUUUUCUCCCUCCCAUGAUGGCCAACUCUAAGGAUAUGCCCCCUCUGCCCAAGAGCUUCGGGAAGGUCUUCUGGAACAACCAGUUUAAAGUCAAAAUAGAGGUCCCGAUUCCGAGCAAAUCUCCCAGCUUAAAGGGUAAAGUUGCAAUUGUUACCGGGGCCAACUCUGGCCUAGGCUUCGAGUCAGCGAGGCAGCUCCUAACACUCGGCCUAUCGCAUCUAAUCGUGGCUGUGCGAUCUAUUGAGAAAGGCAAAGAUGCUGCCUCAAAACUUCGCCCGGCCAAUCCUGAAGCAACCAUUGAUAUCUGGACCUUGAAUAUGGAGUCGUAUGACUCCAUCCAGGCCUUUGCCCACAAGUGCGAUAUUGAGCUCUCACGCAUCGACUAUACAAUAUUGAAUGCUGGACUCUCCCCAAUGAAUUUCAGCACAGUUCUUUCUACUGGACAUGAGACUACCAUUCAAGUCAACCAUAUAAGCACAGCUCUACUUGCUAUUCUCCUGCUACCUGUUCUUAAGGCCAAGCAUAUCCGAGAAAAUCCGGCACGACUGACGGUUGUCAACUCUAUCACGGCACACCUGUGCAAAUUCCCGAACCGUGAUCAGCGACCUCUUCUAUCUUCCUUUGAUGACACCAAGAUAACUCUGUGGGAUCCCGAGGAGCGAUACGGCGUGUCAAAGCUUCUUUCUCAACUUUUCUUGGUGAGGCUGGCAGAGCAUGUGAAGCCUGACGACGUCAUCAUUAAUAUGGUCGACCCAGGUCUGACGAAGGGCACAGGUCUGAGUCGGGAUGCGAAGGGUGCAGUCCGAGUAGCCGCAAAAGCGUUCUUCGCAAUCGCUGGCAGGCCCGUGGGCAGAGGCGCAGCUACAUAUAUUGACGCCUUGCUGGGCCACGGGAAAGAGUCCCACGGAUGCUUUCUCAUGAAUACUGAAAUCUCGCCGUAAGUAUGCUCAACUGGCUUCCUCUUGCCCAUUUGAACUCAAGACGAGUGGUCGGAUAUUAGAACAUGACUGACAGUGGCAACUAACGGCAGACUUGCUACUUUCUUCUACACCGCCGAUGGAAAGAUAGCGAGUGAACAAGUUUGGGAGGAGACUAUGAAGGAGCUAAGGUUUGCUCACGUAGAGAAUAUUCUCGUGGCCAUAAGAUAAUUGCAAACAAUAUUAGUUGAGACCUUUAUUUACUCUAGGUGGAAAUUGUUGUCUCUAUUUCAAUUGCGGAGCAAAUUUAGGUGGGCACAGAUCUAUGCGUAUAGUACAGCGUUUGUAAUGAAAAAGAUUAAGCAGGAUGUCUUCACGUCGUAUAUGACUCAUGCCACUCUGAGAUUGCCUGUUUAAUAGCAGGUUUUGCAACCGCUAAGGAAACAAAG